AUGACUAUUGAUGUUGAACAGACACCAUUGGAGGAUACCAUCAAUGCUUCAAAUUUCGCUAAGCAAUCUGAGGGAUCUAAAGAAUUCAGCCUAGAUAACACUCUUCAGUACACCAGCAAUCUACAGCAAUCUGGUUCAGCACCAGCUGAUUCGAUAAACAUUGCUGCUGAACAGACUCCGCUUGAGGAGGCUGCAGUAACUUCAUUUUUGGCUAAGGAGAAGCCUCAAGGAAAUUCAAGCUAUGAUAGUCCAAUGAAGGACAGUGUAAACCAAACUCGUAGUGUUAGCUUAACUGAAGUGGCUGCUAUGUGUAAUGAUGACGAUUCUAGUAUGGAUGAAGUGGGUUCUCAUUCUUCCUUGGUUACAAUUGGUGGAUAUAAGAUUAAGCAAGCAUCAGUACCUCUUCUUGAAGCCAUUUUCCAAAAUUAUGGAGAUAUUGCUGCAAACUGUACUCUAGUGAGUACUCAGGGUCGCUCGCGAUUUUUGGAGGACGUUUGUGAGAUUGUGAAAACAUUGCAAGAUCCUAACUUCUUAAAGAUCACUCAAGAAGAGAUCCAAAGCAAGUUUGAUUAUGUCUGUGACCUUUUGAACCUUAACAUUCAAGUUUGGUGGCUUCAAAAGAGGCUUGCAGAUAUCCUUGAGGCAAAGCAGUUUGUGAAGCAAUCUUCCACUUUGAAAUGGGAGAAAGAUAAACAAAUGGAAAUGAUCAGUGAGAAGGAGAGAGAGUUGAAGUUAUAUGAAGAAAAAAUCAGCAUGAUCAAGGAAGAGCUAGCUGCAGCAAAUGCUAAGGCUGAUGGGAUCAAUGAUAGAUACUGUUUGGCAAAACGAAAAGUCAUAAUGAUUUAUGAAAGCUUAUUGGUGGAUGGUCUGGUAUAA
Molecule: messenger RNA, 876 nt
Organism: Humulus lupulus (European hop)
Lineage: Eukaryota; Viridiplantae; Streptophyta; Magnoliopsida; Rosales; Cannabaceae
Exons: 1
Coding region: 1-876 (291 amino acids)
Source: RefSeq, a predicted model, not a curated record